AUGAGAGAAGAACAGAUGAAUGAGAAGAUUGAUGCAUUUGAAGUGAAAGUGGCGCAAAUUGACGGGGUUUGUAAGGGAAUGGUGGUGAAACGUUGCGAAAUGGCAAAAAUGAAAAAGGCGAUGAUGGAGGAGGUGAAGGUGAUGGAGGGAAAAAUUGAAGAGCGUCGAAAAGUGGUGGAGGAGAGGGAAAAACAGAUGGAUGAUCGUUGUCGAGAGUUGGAUUGUAGAGAGAAAAUGUUGAAUGAACGAGGCAAAGAUAUUGAUUUUUUAACAAGGCCUACAAGUUCUGCACUUGCAAAAACCAGAGAACCUAAGCCAGUGGCGUGCUGUGAGAUUCAAUUGUUGUGCAGGAAUAUGGACACAUAUGGCAUGAGAUCUUACCUAAUUAAGCUACACUGCAAGGACAUAUAUAAUAUGCGUGAUGAUAUAUCUGAAUCUCUUCAGUUGUCACCAGAUCCAGCAAAGCUUGUUUUUAAUGUGAUUCAAAGUUUUUAUGAGUUGGUCGAGUCAGAAAGUACGCUUAGACAGCCUUAUAUUGCUUGUUGCACAACUUUGUCAGGAGCAUUGCUAUUACUAAACACUAGUGUAACACCACAUUUAAAAGAUGAUGCAAUGAAGUUCAGCAUCAAGUGGAGAGAUUUUUUCGCUAAGCAGGGUUAUAUUCAUCGUCUUGAUACAUUUGCCUUCCUGCAGUUUUUAGCCACAUACGACUUAGCACAGUCAUAUGAUGCAAAUGAACUUUUUUCACAUCUAAGGGCCUUCUUUACUGAGAGUGAGGCUCUUCUGUCCGGACAAGGCGUAUAUUUGUGCCAGAUAUUGGGAUUGGAGAAGAAAAUUCCAGGUAUGUUGAAUCUCUACAUGCAUCUCCAUCUGAAAUUUAGUAGAACUGAUGGCUUUACUCCUGACAAAACCCAUCUAUUGAAAGAGGUUAACAAGGAGGAGAAACUUCAAGCAGUUGUGUACAUAUGUGCAUUCAAGUUGGAAGAUACUUUCCCACCAGUUCCUCUACUGAAAGGCCAUUUGGAGUUCGUACAGAAGAGAGAAAUGGUCAAGAAAGGCAGUGACAGCGCUUUGAAUGCAAUAAUGAUGCUGUCAACAUGGAAUUAUCUGCCCUCAGAGCCUUGCUUAAAUGCAUUUCCAAUUUCAAGCUCGAGUCCAAGCUUUUCACCUGCUCCUCUGGAAUCGCGCAUAAAGCUAUUAGAGAAGGAGAUGGAAGGAAAGGCGAAUGCUGAAAGCAUAUUGACAGUAAAGAAGAAUAUUUCAGACUCAGAAAGGAAGGGAGUUGCUCUUCCUGGCUUUGAUCAGUCACAUUUGGCGAUGGGGAAGAAACACACUUUGAAUUCCAUGGAGUCCAGGAAGCAAAGAAAGAUUUUUAAGGUAAAUGUUAUUUGA
Messenger RNA from Chenopodium quinoa (quinoa), 1392 nucleotides. Its product is annotated as FRIGIDA-like protein 4a. NCBI's taxonomy places the organism in Eukaryota, Viridiplantae, Streptophyta, Magnoliopsida, Caryophyllales, Amaranthaceae. The transcript has 5 exons. The coding region runs from base 1 to 1392 and encodes 463 amino acids. The record is from RefSeq and is a predicted model, not a curated record.